This is a messenger RNA of Nematolebias whitei (Rio pearlfish), 726 nucleotides long. RefSeq names its product folate receptor (gene folr). The transcript is spliced from 4 exons. Gene Ontology annotation, cellular component: external side of plasma membrane. The record is from RefSeq and is a predicted model, not a curated record. Gene Ontology annotation, molecular function: signaling receptor activity. Lineage: Eukaryota; Metazoa; Chordata; Actinopteri; Cyprinodontiformes; Rivulidae.
AUGCAGCUGCUUCUGGCUUUGCUGCUCACCCUCCCCAGCGGUGUUCUGUCUCUGGACAAACUCAACAUGUGCAUGGAUGCAAAACACCAAAAAACGGAGCCUGGUCCUGAGGGAGAACUCUACAAACAGUGUUCCCCCUGGCGUGACAAUGCAUGUUGCACUGCAAACACCACUGCAGAGGCCCAUGAAGACAAUUCGUACCUGUAAAACUUCAACUGGAAUCACUGUGGCGUUAUGAGCCCUGAGUGCAAGAAACAUUUCAUCCAGGACACGUGCUUUUACGAGUGCUCACCACACCUGGGACCCUGGAUACAGCCAGCAGACAGCAGCUGGAGAAAGGAGAGAAUCUUGAAUGUGCCUAUCUGUAAGGAGGACUGUGAACAAUGGUGGGAAGACUGCAAAGACUCUUUCACCUGCAAGUCAAACUGGCACAAAGGAUGGGACUGGUCCUCAAAGACUAAUAAGUGCCCUGAAGGCAGUAAAUGCAGAAAGUGGACCGAAGUUUUCCCAACAUCCAAAUCCAUGUGUGAACAAAUCUGGUCCAACUCUUACCAGUACACCACCUAUUCCAAAACCUCCAACCGCUGCAUGCAGCUCUGGUUCACAGGCCCAAACCCCAACAGGAAGGUAGCCGAGUACUAUAAUGCGGCGCAGCAGACACAAGGCCUUCAUCUGGUGAUGCUGCUCUUCUUGGCCGUCAUGUCUUUCUGUGUAACGACAUGUUGA